CCCCAGCAGUGUUAUGAUAAGUAGUUGGUCUGCUUUCUGUCUGUGGCUUUCUACUCCUUGGGUUUCAAUUCCAAACAUGGUUAUCCUACUAGGGGUCUCUCUCUCUCCCUCUCUCUCCCCUCUCCCUCCCUCUCUCUCUCUCUGCUGCCAACUGUAAGCUCUCCAGAGUAAGCAAAUGGCUGAGGGAAAUAGAGAGAAAAUCAAGAGACAGACACAGCAAAACACAGACGGGGAAAAGAAGGGACGAGAGGGAGGGAGAGACGCACAAUGUGAGGAGAAAUCCAUUCCAAUCAUGUUUAUGGUGUAAUAACCGAAGCAGGACAAAGACAAUCUGUAGUCCAGCUGUACGUAAGAGGGCAACAGAGCAACCUUUGACAAUUCAUACUAUUUUUUGCAACGUUUUCUCUGUUUUGACAAUACCUUGAUUGAACUUUUAAGAAAUAGACCAACUCCAAUGACAACUUUUCAGACUCACUGGUAAAGCAACAACAACAACUUGAGGCUUGAGUGAAGGACAAACCUUUUCUUCCAGCUUUGACCUCAGGUAGUGUAGUAAAUUUUGGAAUAUUCUGAGUGUAACAGUUUUUUUGGAACUUAUUGAACAACUAGACAGUUUGGUUUGGAAUAACAGCUUCCCUCCACCAUGAGUGCUGACAACUCCACCCUGUUGGAGACAGUUUUCUACGGCCAUCCACUGUGUGAUGGCUGGACCAACAACACAGAGGGGGCCUUCUACCACCUGGGCAACACCAUCUUGUUCCUGGGGUACAUGGGGGGCAGCAGCGCCUACGGCUCCCUGUUCAUCUUUGGUUUCAUGACGCCUGCCUUCACCUGCCUGGCCCUGUGGGGCUGGAUGACCAUGUGUGGGGUGGACGUGUUCACCUGGAACCUGCUGCUGCUGGUGGCCUGCGUGCUCCAGAUCUGCCACCUCAUAUACAGGCUGCAACAGGAUGGCUUGGCCAACGAGGAGCUGUCGGCCCUCUACUCAGCCGUCUACCUGCCCCUGGAUGUGCCCGUACUGGUGUUCAAAGACAUUGUGGGGGCCUGUGAGAACAAGGUGCUGGCCCUAAGAGUAGAGGAGACAUACGCAGUGGAGGGCAAGACACCCAUCAACCAGCUAUCCUUUCUGCUGUCUGGGAGUAUCACCUAUCCAUGCUUUUCCCCCUCUCCUCUCUUACUAACCUUGUCCUUUCCUGCUCUCCCUGGUAGGAUCCGUGUGUCUCUAGAAGGACAGUUCCUCCAUUACAUCUUCCCACUCCAGUUCCUGGACUCUCCUGAGUGGGAGUCUCUCAGACCCAAUGAAGAGGGGAACUUUCAGGUGACCCUGACGGCGGAGACGGACUGCCGCUACAUCUCGUGGAGCCGGCGCCGCCUUUACAUGCUGCUGUCCAAGGACCGCUACAUCACCCGCCUCUUCUCCGUCAUGCUGGGCAGCGACAUUGCCAACAAGCUCUACUCACUCAAUGAUAAGCUCUUCGCCAAGAGCGGUGUGCGCCUCGACAUCCGCCUGCCCAGUCUCUACCAUGUCCUGGCCCCCUCACCCCCGGGCAGCGAGGGUGAGGUCUGUAGCAGCAGUGGUAGUGCAAGGGACCGGGUAGACCCAGUGGAGCAGCAGGAGGCAGCAGUGGUGGAUGUGGACCCGGUGCCAGCCUACCAGAAGUCAGAGCCUCCAACACCACCGACCCCACGGCUGCAGAUCCAAGAGAAGUCCCCCAACCAAUCAACUGCAAGCCCCCGCCAACCCCAGGGCCCACACCCCCAGCGCCAGCCCUGGCCCUCAGACAUGGAGAUGCUCUCUGGUGAGGACUCCACCAGCCUGGUCCUGGAGGACUUCGCUGAUAUGACCGGGUCCUUAAUGGAUUAUGGGAGUGAGAGGGAUUAUUUGAGGUAGAGGGCAGGUUGUUGGAGCUAACACACUGGGCCACUACUUAAGCUACAUGAGGGGAAACCGCUGGGACUCUACCAAUGCGAUACCAGAGAGGAAGAGCUCCUCUGGCUCCCACGGACACCCCUAAGCUGUGAUAGUUUUACCCAAAGCGCAAACAGUUCCAGGUUGUCUUAAUUACAGUCAUGCUGUGCAGCUUAUAACACUAUCACAAAAUGUUUAUGCAUAUCUAUAGCAUUUUCCUGAGAAAACCAGUGGAACUGCAGGAAAGACAACCUGGGAUAUAACUAUCACCACUGUCCUGGGUGGAAUCAGGCCCACCCAACACCACAUCCCAGUCUCUCACCUAACAUUAUCUCACUCCUGUGAUGUCAUCUACGCGUGACAAUAAAGGAGAGAGUGAGACUCUGGACACUGAACAUAAUUAUGUUAUAAACUGAAUUUAUUAGUUAAUGUCACAGAAAAGAAUGGUAUACUCUUUUUAUUAUGUCACUCACAUCUCCCAUUCAUCUGGAUGGAAAGUCUUUUGAAGUAGAGAUAGGAUUAUGCUAUUAUGAUUCCACAUAAACUAAUCAUGAGUAUUAGAUUUUUUAACAGCCAGGGUUGGGUUGGCUAGCUAGGGGCACGUUAAUCUUGUUUGUUUGUGCAGACAUAAUCUGAGAGAAUAAUGUUUGAGUGAGAGCAUGCUAAAAGGGUUUUCUCUUCAUACAUACAUAUUUUCAAAUCAUGAUUCCAAAUGUAACAGGCACUUCUGCAUUUUGUCUACGUGCUUGUAAACGUGAGAUGCCUCACACAUUGUACAUUUUGUCAGAAAACAUAGAACAGGAGUAUUUUGUUUUUGUUGUUUCCCCCCCCCAAAAUGUGGGCCUACAUAUACAUAAUGUGAUAAACAUGUAUUUUCAUGGGGCCAAUCUUUCUCCGUAAAGGUCUUGGUGAAAAUGCA
Salmo salar (Atlantic salmon) is the source of this 2828-nucleotide messenger RNA. The record is from RefSeq and is a predicted model, not a curated record. NCBI's taxonomy places the organism in Eukaryota, Metazoa, Chordata, Actinopteri, Salmoniformes, Salmonidae.